CACCGGCCGGCCGAUGCUAAGCAGCUGUGUCGGAGGGGAGAAAGAGGAAGCUCAGGCCAGCCAGACAUCAGCAGCCGAGCUUGCCGGACCGGUGCGAUGGACCCCAGCGACGACGUUGGGACGGAGAGACACCGGGCAUCCUUCUGCGUGCCCAUUCCAGACGCAUCCUCGGCUAAGAAUGAACAGGAGAAGCUGUCAGGGGUGGUGAAAAACGUCCACCGAAAGCUCCGCAGGAAAUACAGAGAAGUGGGCGACUUUGACAAGAUCUGGCGCGAGCACUGCGAGGACGAGCAAACGCUGAGCGAGUACGCCGUCGCCAUGAAGAACCUCGCCGACAAUCAUUGGGCUGUCAACUGCGAAAAGGAAGGACGCAUCGAUUGGUGUCAUAGUGUCUGCCAGGAGUAUUUUCGAGAUGGUGGCAUGAAAAGAAUGUUGGAGAAAGAUGAGAAAAGUGCCUCCUUCUCCGCCGGUUCGACUGAAGCGCCUGCGAGUGGACGGCCGUCUUCUUCUAUCCAAAGUCCGGGCGGUGCUCAUGUGGGGAAGAUUCGGCUCCUGGAUGUGGGCAGCUGCUUUAACCCUUUCAAAAAGUUUGACGGGUUCCUCACGGUCGGUAUUGACAUUGUGCCUGCGGUGGAGAGCGUGUACAAGUGCGACUUCCUCAACCUUCAGCUCCAGAGGCCGCUUCAGCUGACGGGCGAGGCGGUGGAGGCCUUCCUUCGCCACCUGCACAGCCCCAUCGACGCCCUGCCGGGCCGCCUCUUCCACGUGGUGGUCUUCUCCCUGCUCUUGUCUUAUUUCCCGUCUCCCUACCAGCGCUGGAUCUGCUGCAAGAAAGCCCACGAGCUGCUGGAGCUGCACGGCCUCUUGCUCAUCAUCACGCCCGACUCCUCCCACCAAAACCGCCACGCCCUCAUGAUGCGCAGCUGGCGCGUGGCGGUGGAGUCGCUGGGCUUCAAGCGCUACAAGUACGUCAAGUACUCCCACAUGCACCUCGUCGCCUUCCGCAAGGUGUCGCUGGCCACCAGCAGCGACCUGGUGUCGCGCAACUACCCCGAGAUGCUCUACAUCCCCCAGGACUUCCACCCUGCCGAGGAGGACGAGGGCGGCGAGCCGCAGGCCCGCUCCGACAUGGACGACGAGCAGCUGGCUUGGGCCUUCGCCGAGCUGCCCGACGCCUGUGACUCGGAUUCCGGCGAGAGCCAGAGCGGCUCGCUGCCCGGCUUCCAGGAGCUGGAGGACCCCAUCCUGCUCCAGACCUAGACCACACUCUUGUCGCGCUUCAACUGCUGCGCUGCCAAACGUAAACCGGCUGCAUUCUCCUCGCCCUUCCCUUCCUUUCCCCUCAAACCACUUGCACAGUGUGAAAGAGAUAUGUUUACGCAAUAUUUUCUGAG
Syngnathus acus (greater pipefish) is the source of this 1394-nucleotide messenger RNA. RefSeq names its product base methyltransferase of 25S rRNA 2 homolog (gene samtor). The transcript is spliced from 5 exons. Gene Ontology annotation, biological process: negative regulation of TORC1 signaling. NCBI's taxonomy places the organism in Eukaryota, Metazoa, Chordata, Actinopteri, Syngnathiformes, Syngnathidae. Bases 97 to 1260 code for a protein of 387 amino acids. The record is from RefSeq and is a predicted model, not a curated record.